AUGCGAGUGCUGGCAGAGAUCCUCCCCAAACCUACACUCUGGGCUGAGCCAGGCUCUAUGAACCCCUGGGGUAUGCUGGUGAUCAUAUGGUGUGAAGGCAACCUGGAGGCCCAGGAGUACAAUCUGUUUAAAGAGAGAAGCUCAGCACCUUGGGACACACAGAAGCCUCUGCAGUCCAGCAACAAGGCCAAGUUCUCCAUCACGUACAUGACAGACCUAAAUGCAGGGAGAUAUCACUGUAACUAUCACAGCCCUGCUGGUUGGUCAGAGGACAGCGACCCGUUGGAGCUGGUGGUGACAGCAGCCUACUUCAAACCCAGCCUCUCAGUCCUGUCCAGACCUGUGGUGACCUCAGGAGAGAAUGUGAUCCUCCAGUGUGGCUCAUGGCAGGAAUAUGACAGGUUCAUUCUGACUAAAGAAGGAGAACACAAGGUCUACUGGACCCUUGACUCUCAGAGACAUCCCAGUGGGCAAUUACAGGCCCUGUUCCCUGUGGGCCCUGUGACUGCCAGUCACAGGUGGAUGUUCAGAUGCUAUGGCCAUUACAGUAACCAACCUCAGGUGUGGUCAGAACCCAGCGAUCCCCUGGAGCUCCUGGUAUCAGGGAUGUCCAGAAAGACAUCCCUCAUGAACAAACACAGCCCUAUCUUGGCCCCUGGAGGGACCUUGAACCUCCAAUGUCACUCUGCAUGUGGCUAUGACAUAUUUUCUGUGAAAAGAGGAGGGCAUGACCUCACCCAGCAGCAUGUCCAGCAGCCCCAGGCUGGGCUCUCUCAGGACAAAUUCCCACUGGGACGUGUGAGCAGCUCCCAUGGGGGACCCUCUGGGGUACCAACACCCCUAUAUUCAGGUCCCAUCUCAACCGAUGGACUGCAGUCAUACCAGCUGGUUCUGAUCGGGAUCUCAGUGGCCUUCCUCCUGCUGCUGCUCCUCCUCUUUCUCUACUGCUUCUGUCAUGGACAUCAGGGAAAAUGCAGGAGGUCAGCCCACAGAAAGGCCGACUUCCAACAUCCUGCAAGGGCCAUGGAGCCACUGUCCAGGGACAGAGGACUGCAGAAGAGCUCCAGCAAAGCUUCUGAAGUCCUGGAUGAAAACCUUUAUGCAGCUGUGAAGGACACACAGACUGAGUACCAGGUGGAGCUGAACAGUGAGGGCCCACCUGAGGAAGACUCCCAGGGAGUGACCUACAUCCAGGUGAAGCACUCCAGACUCAGGAGGGGAAGGGCUGCCUGUCAUUCCCUGAUGUCAGGGGAAUUCCUGCACACGAAGGACACACUGGCUGCUGCUCCUAAGGGUCCUCAGGAAGUGACCUACGCCCAGCUGGCACUCAGACAGGGAAAAUUGCACCUCCUUCCUCCCAGUCAGAGGAGCCCAACUGAGACCGGGGAGCUCACUGCUCUGGCGUCCACCACUGGGAGACCAUGA
Molecule: messenger RNA, 1425 nt
Organism: Castor canadensis (American beaver)
Lineage: Eukaryota; Metazoa; Chordata; Mammalia; Rodentia; Castoridae
Source: RefSeq, a predicted model, not a curated record